Parnassius apollo (apollo) is the source of this 1344-nucleotide messenger RNA. NCBI's taxonomy places the organism in Eukaryota, Metazoa, Arthropoda, Insecta, Lepidoptera, Papilionidae. The record is from the annotation of a GenBank genome assembly.
AUGAAAGUCGCAAAAGUAGCUGAGCCUGAUCAUGUUGUGAUCACGGUUACAGCUGAUAUCCAUGAAAACUAUCAAAACAAUCUGGAAUAUUUACCGAUACCUAAGAACUCUGAUGAAAUCGUUAAUUCAAACAAAGAAAAUAUGGAUUUCAACCGGAUACAGAUUGAGGACCAAGAACCCCUUUCCUUAAAUGAUAUUAGCCUGGACUUGGAUAUAAAUUUGAAUAAUGGUGCUGAGGAAAAUGUCAUGGAUGAACCUGUUCCUAAAAAACAAAAAAUUAACAUUUUAGAUAUUAAGAAUAUAUCAACCGAAAAUGUAUUCACCGCGAGCAAAACCGAAAAAUCUGACAUAAACUUGCACACGGAGUACUUAGAUGUAUUAGCAGAGUACGGACUUUUUCCAGCUAUAACCAAACCAACUCGGGUCCAAACCUGCAUAGAUCACAUUUUUGUACCCGUAAAAUCUAAUGCGGAGUCCGUAGUCUAUCUCAAUGCUGCCACUGACCAUGAUAUCACUAUGGCAGGCAUAAUGUUAAAGACACACAAACCAAAAAGACCAAAACCUAUUCGAUCAAGAGUAAUAGUUGACAUAGACUCAAUAAGAUCAGAGCUGGAAGGAACGGACUGGUCAACAGUAAUAAACUGCAGCUCUCUUGAAGAGUCUGUAACUCAUUUUACUAAGACGGUAUCAGAGGCAAUAUUGAGAUAUUCAAAAACUUGUGUAAUAAGCCGCUCCAGAACUACCUUACACCCCUGGAUGACUUCUGGUUUAAUCAGAUGCUCUAAACACCGCGAUAAGCUUCAUAUAGAAUAUCGCAAGGACCCAAACAACCCAACUAAAAAACUUAUAUAUACGCGCUAUAGAAAUUUUUACAUAGAUCUAAUUAGAAGACUAAAACGUGAUUACAACAAAAAAGAAAUAAUCAAAAAUAAAUAUGCUCCAAAAAAACUCUGGGGUACUAUUAACCGCAUAACUGGCAAAGACACUAGCUCAAGUUCUAACCUGGCUCUCAUCAACUCAAGACCCUCCGUAAAAGAGUCUCUCAAUGUUUGCAACUCCUACUUUGCUUCUGUAGGUAAUAAGCUGGCAAACUCUAUCAUGCUGAAAUUAAAUGAGACUCAAGAGUCCCUUGCCGAAAAAGUACACAUUCCUGAUCAACCCGUUGGUUCAUUUUUCAUGAAUCCUACAGAUGAACUGGAAGUUGUGGGUCUUAUCCGGUCUCUUGAUUCAGACAGAAUGAACUACACCGUGUUCAGUGAGCACGAGCCGCGAGUGGGUGGUGCGUGGAUACGUGAUGUAAGACUUGACGCCUCCACAAAGCCGCGCAUUUGUAAAUUGUUUUAG